AUGGAGAAACUUCGUCGUCGUUUACUGGAAAGUGCAACUAAACAAUCGGAUUUCGUUGAAACAUUUACAGCUAUUGAUCGAGAAUUUGAUAAAAAACACAAUGGUCAAAUCGAUCUUUCGGAAUUUCUACAACAAUUAAGACCACCAAUGAGUGAACGACGUCAAAAAGCUAUUUCAAAUCUAUUUGAUUCAAUUGAUGUUAAUGAAGAUGAUCAAAUAACAAUUAUGGAUCUUAAAACAAAAUUUGCAGAUCAACUCAAACCUACCAAAAGAAGAUCAAGUCAAAAUAUUGAUGAUGCUCUUCGACAUUUUUUAAAUAAAUUUAAUACUCCGGGUCAACACGAUGGAAUAAUCGAUAGAGCUGAAUUUUUCGGAUCUUGCUCAAUGCUAAGUGCUACAAUAAAAGAAGAUAUCUAUUUUGAUCAUGUGCUACGAUCAUUAUUUGAUUUUCGUUUUAUAAAUAAAUAG
Molecule: messenger RNA, 468 nt
Organism: Rotaria socialis
Lineage: Eukaryota; Metazoa; Rotifera; Eurotatoria; Philodinida; Philodinidae
Source: the annotation of a GenBank genome assembly